Molecule: messenger RNA, 1008 nt
Organism: Aspergillus tanneri
Lineage: Eukaryota; Fungi; Ascomycota; Eurotiomycetes; Eurotiales; Aspergillaceae
Exons: 1
Coding region: 1-1008 (335 amino acids)
Source: RefSeq, a predicted model, not a curated record
AUGGAUCCAGUGUCAAGGACAGCUCAAAUCCGGUCUCGUCUUGAGCUCCUGCCGGUGGAGAUCAUUCAGUUAAUUUUCCUCCACUCUCUCGAAUUCAAUCUUCCGCGGGCCUCUCCCUACAUCUCUCGGAUGCUUUCCAAUACUGUUAUCUACACCUGGCUCAUUCGACUGGCAUUCAGCAGUGCCAAUGAGAGUUCAAAGCAUGGUUAUUUCACCGCGGAUUUUCUGCCCCCUCCGCUGGAUUUCUGGGCUCUCUCUGCACAGGAACGGAGAGACCUCCAGAGCGACAUCCUGGAAUGUGGCUGGUUUACUCUGCCGUUAAUCCGCAAGUGUCAACGAGAAUAUAUGGAACAGGUUGUCCGGCAUAAACUUCAUGAUCUAGACUUCUGUCCAGACGACCUCCCGGCGUUGGACAACAUCGGCCGCCAAUACGAUAACCUCGAAGGAUGCGACAAGGGACUGGGAGGCAUUCGCGGGAAAGGAGACCUGAUACUCAGGGCCAAAGAUCGCGCGACGAAAAAGGAAGAGAGAGUCGCAUUGUGGUUCCAUUACGGGGCCCUACUGGUCCGUCCACCCAAAAAAUUAUACGACCAUCUCGAUAUCUUCCAGCUUCCAUGGUGCUCUGUAGACUGGCCCCCUCGCAUCCCUGAUAGAUUACUUUCCCCGCCGUGGACGGAGACCAAGCUCGAAUUCCUUCGGCUCUUCUCGACGAGCGCAUACAUCGACGAGGAUUCUACUUUCCCACGUUCCAAACGGGUUCUUCGGCAGGUAAUCCGGGACCGUGAUCUCGCGACCUUUGAGCAAUUGGUCAAGAUGUAUGUUAUCAUUAAGAACUACAAAUAUCUUUUGCGCUGGCCGGUCUCAACCAAUGUCUUUAGCUUCGCUUUGAAGCAUGCAGAUGAGCGGGACGAUCCUUUUAUAAAGAUAUUAGUGGAUCAGCGAUGGGAGGAUAUACCUGCCAAAGCGUCACAUCUCAAAGAACAGUUGAUGUCCAAAGCUGGGGUCUGA